Molecule: messenger RNA, 1755 nt
Organism: Talaromyces stipitatus ATCC 10500
Lineage: Eukaryota; Fungi; Ascomycota; Eurotiomycetes; Eurotiales; Trichocomaceae
Exons: 3
Coding region: 1-1755 (584 amino acids)
Source: RefSeq, a predicted model, not a curated record
AUGGCUCAUGUUGUUGAUCUUGGUACCCAAUCCUUCAAUCUGGGAGGACAAUGCUUAGUGUCCAGAGCCACUGCAACGUUGAUUUAUGAUGACAAUACCAAUGCCACGGGGUCGAAAAGCAGAAGAGUCAGCUAUCAGGAUUCUUGGAUUGCAUUGAAGCAAGAACUCGCACUGGACCUACAGAUCGAAACUUGUUCAAUUCCAGCCAUGUCUGUGCCCAAUUUUGUCAAGCAAGCUGUCGAGACGGGGCAAGCUUCAUUAAUUCGGGAUAACCCAUAUCUUCGAGUGUCGAGGAUAUAUCACGAAUAUCGUUGCUUAACUAAUUCGGUCGCUCUUAAUGUUUCCCUCGUCUUGAUCAAAAUACCCGAUUUAUCACCUCAGAUCUUGCCGAAGAGGUUACCUCGCAGAGCAAAACAAUGUGUAGCUGAACCUCAUCCACCGCCUGGGAUUGAUAGGGCCACUUUAUCACGCAUCACGAUUAGUAUGAAGGGCGUUGGACAAUGCGCCCCUUGGAAUUUCUUUCUGACAAAACCUUCGUUGAGGCUUUCUCACCACAACCCAUUCACGGGCAAUCACCAUGUACAAGAUAAUAUUCCGAGUCAACAAGCUCACGUUUCGACUCUAUCUUCAUCUCUCCGGAAAUACCCACCGCUGGCCCCUCGGCAAACUACAGAUAGCGAUCGCAGACAUACUCAAAGUGUGUUGUCAGAUGACAAGAGUGUCCAACACUCUAGAAAUGUCCUAUCAUACCGUGAGAUAGGAUCACUACAACAAGAUAUAAAUUUCCACGAGAUGGUCAGAUGUUCGAUCCGCAGUCUUGUGAACGGGAAUUCGCAGCAGUAUAAAAGUCUAGUCACCAGAUCGGCAAUUGAGGACGGUCCAAGUCUGUCGGAUAUUGCUCCUCUUUUGUUCAAACCGGGCCAUUAUGAGAGGGCCGGACUUAUACCGAUGGUGACGAGAUCGAUGGCGAGGAUAUUUAGGGCACCUCAAUCCCUCGCUUCCAAGGAGAGAACUAUUUCCGUGAAAUCAAAACUGAGAGCUAGAUAUGGAAACCGUGAGAAUCCCGAAAGUGCGGAUAUUGGACAUCUGACCCGCGCAAUGAUCAAGUGUGUUGUCUGGACAGCGCUUCAAAGAGGGUCUUACAAAGCCGAAUGGCCGAAGAUGUCUACUUGCGAAGAUUUGGGUACGAUGCUGUUCAGCGACGAUUGCAUGCUUACCGAAGAGGUCGAAGAGUAUGAUUGCGCUGAUGAGCAAAUGAUAUAUUCAACUACGAGUUCAGUCACUAACUCGGACGACAUCUUGUCAAAUACUGAUGUUGAACCCAACUCUAGUUACUCCAGUCUUUCUUCACCAGAAAAGUUAUUUCACAGGUUUUCUGAUAAAGGUAGUCUUAGCGAUGGGCUACACCAUGACUUCACCAGUGGAGAGUCUGCGAUAGACGAUUCAGAGUCUGAUAUCAUAUCGCGGCCAGAUACGGAAAGAGAAGACAUCAUUAUCGGCUCCUCUUCUCUACCACCUACAGCAUGUGACAUGUUUACCGAUUCUGAAGUGAUGACGCCUUCGAGCCCGUGUUCAGAAGUGUUCAACCAAGAUAAUGAAUGCAGAGACCAACACGACGAGGAUAUGAUGGAUGAUUCAUCAUCCAUAUCCAUUCUGUCUUCUUUCACUAAUCAAUAUGCAUUGGAGGAACUAAAACAGGAGACGGAGAUGAAAUUGGAGCAUGAUGAAACAGAGGACAUUUUGAUGAGUAUUUGA